Messenger RNA from Drosophila bipectinata, 2483 nucleotides. It is a transcript of the gene Mgat1, whose product is annotated as alpha-1,3-mannosyl-glycoprotein 2-beta-N-acetylglucosaminyltransferase. Gene Ontology annotation, cellular component: Golgi apparatus. NCBI's taxonomy places the organism in Eukaryota, Metazoa, Arthropoda, Insecta, Diptera, Drosophilidae. Gene Ontology annotation, biological process: protein N-linked glycosylation. Gene Ontology annotation, molecular function: alpha-1,3-mannosylglycoprotein 2-beta-N-acetylglucosaminyltransferase activity. The record is from RefSeq and is a predicted model, not a curated record.
CCGGACUUCCAGCGGAGCAGGCAAGCGAAGAUUUUGCACGUCGACUUGGCAAAAAUCCCAGAUUUGCCAGCUUGUCGCGGUUUGUUGACUUUCAUGACUGCGUCUGCAGCUGUGACAACACUACAGUAGAUGCGGCCGACUCCAGCUGGGCCCCUGCCCGUGCCCGAUGCUGGACACGCUCUUUGGACACGGGAGCUCGACACGGGUGCGCGGCAAUCGCCACAGUAGACGAGAGUGCCGAGGGCUUCCGAUCCCACCGAAUCGCCGGCUUGAUGCCAACGCCACAGUAGAGAAGCAGAGCUGCAGACGCCCCCCCACCAGACCCCGUCGGAGUCUUAAUAGAAAUCGAAGCCGAACAAAAUGCGGUCGCGCAAGGUGCUUUUGGUGAUCGGUUUUCUGGUUACGUGGACAUACGCCACCUACUACCUGCUUCUGCGCAACACGGGUGUCGCUAACACCAGGAACCAGGCGCACCAAUCGUACCGGAUCAACUCGCAGGCCCGUGAGGCGAACCAGAAGAGCCGUGACUUGGCCAGGAACGUUUUUGAAUUUGUCAAAAUCAAGUACAAGGACAAGAGCUUGCCGGCCACAACGCCCCAGAUUAGUAUAGUGGCCGCUGAGAUAUCUGCCGAGCUGCCGGAACAGCUCAUGGCCAAACCUACGCCUGGACGGAUACCAACAAAAACAUAUCUGGCCAAUGGCGACCCCGUCUUCCCCGUCAUAGUCUUCGCCUGCAACAGGGUAUCGGUGAAAAAGUGCCUCGAUAACCUUGUUCAGUACCGGCCCAGCGUCGAGCAGUUCCCCAUAAUUGUCUCACAGGAUUGCGGUGAUGAACCCACAAAGGAAGUGAUUCUCUCGUACGGCAACAAGGUCACCCUAAUCGAGCAGCCCGAUCAGAGCGACAUCAAGGUGCUUCCCAAGGAAAAGAAGUUCAAGGGAUACUAUAAGAUAGCCCGUCACUAUGGCUGGGCGCUCAACACCACGUUCGGGGUUGGCUUCGAGUUUGCGAUCAUCGUCGAGGAUGAUUUGAAUGUGGCGCCGGAUUUCUUUGAAUACUUCCUGGGCACUCAUAAGCUACUGAAGCAGGACCCCAGCCUGUGGUGCGUGUCCGCGUGGAAUGACAACGGGAAGGCAGCGGUAGUGGAUGCGGCGCAACCGGAGCUGCUUUACCGCACCGACUUCUUCCCGGGUCUCGGAUGGAUGCUCACCAAAGACCUGUGGUCCGAACUCUCGGUGAAAUGGCCCAAAUCUUUUUGGGAUGAUUGGAUCCGACACCCAGCUCAGAGGAAAGACCGUGUGUGCAUUAGGCCGGAAAUAUCGCGCACCCGUACGUUUGGAAAAAUAGGCGUAUCCAACGGUCUGUUCUUUGAUAAGUAUCUGAAGCACAUUAAACUCAGUGAGGACUUUGUACAGUUCACGAAAAUCAAUAUGAGCUAUUUGCUGAAGGACAAUUACGAUAAUACGUUCCUGCGCCGAGUUUACACGUACCCCAUUGUCACGUAUGAUGAGCUGCGACGCAAUCUAAUAAGAAUUGAUGGGCCUGUUCGUAUUCAAUAUACUACGCGAGAGCAAUAUAAGCGUAUAACCAAGAUGCUGGGUUUGAUGGACGAUUUUAAGAGUGGCGUUCCUCGAACUGCCUACCACGGUAUCGUUUCCUUCUACUACAAUAAACGCCGUGUGCACUUGGCUCCGAACGCCAACUGGAAGCAGUACGAGCUAUCGUGGAGCUAACGACGCUAAGGCCAUAGGGCCACCAACUCUACUUACACCUCCAUCACACAGCUAGCCCCGUGUGCUUGCAAUACCAAAAAUAGUCCUAUGUGAAUUUUAUUUUGUUUGACCAAUUAGCUAAGUUGUAACUAUGGAAUCUCCUUAAUCGAGCAGCAGCUGCUGCUUGGACGCAACUAAAAUCAAAUCAAAAGAGUCUCCAUUAUGUAUAGUAGUUAACAGAACCAGAGUGCGGCCAGGGCCUAGAGCCUUGUUCCAAUCAAUCAAGCAACGCCAUGAAUUGUAAAUACGUCGGUGUCGUUUUGCUUUUGUUACAGCUCUCUGUUCCCCAGAAUCUACCGUGCUAAAUCGCAAAUAGAUGUAGAGACGGUUAAGUUAUAGUAAUUAGCAUUUAAGUUGGAUCCACUUGAGUUCUAACUGUGUAACUGGCGUGUAAUAUUUGUGAUUUUGAUUAUUUAAUUUACAUUUAUUAAUUGUUGAGAGCCAGUCAGUAAACAGUAAUACCCGACCCACAAUGUAACAUAGAAUAGCAAUAACUAGCGCUAGAACUAUAAAUAGAACUAGAACGAGAACUAGACCAGUGCCGAGCCACGUGGGGUGAUCCAAUAAUCCCAGAAUGGUCUGAAAGUGUGCCACUCUCAGCUAGUUGUAAUGGAAUCAACCCAGACGAGACACAGACUACCCCCUAUGACUACCCUUUGUAUGAGCAAAUUUUUGUGUGACAAGUACGGAAUAUAAAUUCUAAUGAUAACAAA